Molecule: messenger RNA, 1856 nt
Organism: Aphanomyces astaci
Lineage: Eukaryota; Oomycota; Saprolegniomycetes; Saprolegniales; Verrucalvaceae
Exons: 3
Coding region: 304-1719 (471 amino acids)
Source: RefSeq, a predicted model, not a curated record
UUUCAACGGUUCCAAGCUAGCGCGAUGCAUUGCUGGAUGUAUUUAUGUUGCUGACGGACACUAUGUGUUGUACUCAUGCGAUGCAACCAUCGUUACAGCGACUGUAAUCCGCGCAGGGCAGGAUGCCAGGAUGCUCAUGACAGCCCAACUAUUCAACAUGGAAGUGCAGUAUCAUGGUGGCCGCUGUUAGGAUACACGUUGCUUCUGGCCCGCUAUAAUUAUCCCUGUCCACCAUGAUACCCCAACCCAAGUUGGGCUCACCUCGAGCAUGUCGCAGGUACAAUUGCAGUGCUUUGUUGGGCAAUGCUAGAUAUCGACAACGGCGGCGGGGGUCGACUGUCUGUUGGAUCUCUAGACGAUCUCACGACUGCCGCUCAAGCUGGCUUGUUCCUCCUCGCCCAAAACGAAGACCUCCAAGUCCAAAUCACGGAGCUGACGGCCCAAGUAGCCCACCAAUCGCACGAGCUUGAGUUGGCCGCUGCCAAGUACGACUCGUGCUGGCGUCAGCGAUGCCUCGCCAUGAAAGAAGUGACCGACGUGCUCAAGGAGAACCACCAGCUGCAGCGCGACCUCAAGCAUGCAAUUGCACGUGCUCUCGAGUUGGAGCGCGACGCCGCCCAAAUGGAGUCUCGCCUCCACGUUGCUGAAAGCGCACUGAAUCGCAUCGUCCAGCAAGACACUAAACAACAAAAGUCGCCACCGUUGCAGAAAUCAAAAUGGAGUGCAAAGCAGGUCUCAACUGAUGACGACGUUCGAGUGCCAGAACGGGGACCAUCCACCACUUUGUUGGAAAGAUACGCUGAAGGAUUGGAAUUUGGCAACACGGCAAGAGCAGAGCCUCCAAACCAAGCAGAUUCGGAAGUCGAAGACAGGGACGGUCACCCGACGGCUGUGCGAACGGCCACACCGCAAACCUCCUCGCUAGCAUCGGCCUUGCUUAUGGUGGACUUGGCCGCGAAGCUGGACAAAUUGGCCCCACUGGAGCAUUUGUACCGUCAAAGCGUGGCUGCACUCGAAGUCCAGACCAAACACGUCCAAGAAUUGCAACUGGAGCAAGCAGAAGAACGAGACUUGAUUGCUAGCAUGCGUGGCGUGAUUGCCGAACUCAAACAGCAUAUUCACCACCUCGAGCUAUCAACUUCGACGACUCCGCUGGACGACAAGGAAGGCGAAAGCAUUGACACCAUCAUACCCGAAACCCUCUCCAGUGACCGCGCGAACAACAUCGUUCCAGCAGCGUCCGUGUCGGAGGUCAUUUCCAAAAGCGACUGCGGAGGCAGCUGCCAGCAUUUCCCCCAAUUUAAGUCGCUAGGCGUUCCCUUGAUGCUUGAAGGCACGCACCAGUUGGUCGAACAGCUAAAAGCCCACACACCCUUGAUGUGGAGUCGCCCCAUUGGCAGUGUGGUGACAUCACAUCACCUACCGAGGUCGCCACCCCCGAAUGUUCCCAGACAAUGCCAUGCCGCCAUCGCGUGCUUGCAAGACAUUUGGCCCGCGGCGACGGAAGCCGAUUUUAUGGACUUAACGGACUGGCUGCAUCUUGCGUUUCGAGGCACGGGGCUGCACCGCCCCCUUCACAUGCGCAAUUUGUCCGAGGACACCGUGGCGCAGAUCGUUUCAACGUUGGUUCCGCUGUUGCAAUCUGCGUGUCACCGGACAGUGGACAUUGCACUGUUCGACCGUGUGCAGUAUACCACCGACGUCAUCCUUCGCUGCUAAUCCUACAUCGCAGCAGUCCUUCAACCUUGUUGUAAUAGCGACGACAUGCCACCCCUUCUCCAUCCCCCUCGCCCAAGAUGAUCGAGUUUUUAUUUUUUAAUAUCGACGCAUGCUUUCUAAGUCAACGAUGCCUUGAU